GGCACCUGAUCACCGACACCAAAGACUCCUAUAUAAACCCGGACGUUCAUUCAGACAAAUGCUGACACACAGGUGACAAGGAAAUCUAUAGAUCCUGCACCACAACAAGAUGAGGGUUCUGGUCGUUGCUGCUGCUUUUCUGGCUGUUGCCAGUGCUGCCAGUCUUUCUCUGGAGGACAUGGAGUUUCAUGCCUGGAAACUAAAGUUUGGAAAGAGCUACAGAUCUGCAGAGGAAGAGUCUCACCGUCAGCUGACCUGGCUGACCAAUCGCAAAUUGGUUUUGGUCCACAACAUGAUGGCAGAUCAGGGUUUGAAAUCCUACCGGCUUGGCAUGACAUACUUUGCUGACAUGAGUAAUGAGGAAUACAGACAGCUGGUGUUCCGUGGAUGUCUGGGCUCCAUGAAUAACACUAAGGCCCGUGGUGGAUCUACAUUCUUCAGGCUGAGAAAGGCUGUUGUGGUGCCUGACACAGUGGAUUGGAGGGACAAGGGUUAUGUGACCGAUAUUAAAGACCAGAAACAGUGUGGAUCAUGCUGGGCCUUUAGUGCAACUGGUUCUCUGGAGGGUCAGACAUUCAAGAAGACUGGAAAACUUGUGUCUUUAAGUGAGCAACAGCUGGUGGACUGCUCUGGUUCUUACGGGAACUAUGGCUGUGACGGAGGACUAAUGGACCAGGCCUUCCAGUACAUUGAAGCCAAUAAAGGUCUGGAUACAGAGGACUCCUACCCCUAUGAAGCCCAGGAUGGUGAGUGCCGUUUUAACCCGAGCACUGUUGGUGCCACCUGCACAGGGUAUGUUGACAUCGCCAGUGGGGAUGAAAGUGCACUGCAGGAGGCUGUAGCCACCAUCGGCCCCAUAUCUGUUGGCAUAGAUGCUGGACACAGCAGCUUUCAGCUCUAUUCAUCAGGUGUCUACGAUGAGCCUGACUGCAGCAGCUCUGAUUUAGAUCAUGGUGUUCUGGCUGUUGGUUAUGGAAGUGACAGUGGUGAUGACUUUUGGAUUGUCAAGAACAGCUGGGGUCUGGAUUGGGGUGAUAAGGGCUACAUAAUGAUGUCGAGAAACAAGAACAACCAGUGUGGCAUUGCCACUGCAGCCAGUUACCCUCUGGUUUAAAAAGAAAGAGCAACAUGGAUCUGGAGCACAGAGGAGAAAAGGGAAAUGUGAACCAUUUGAAUGAUUUUACCAUAAUACCUCAAUCAUAAUUCAUAUUUGAAUUAACAUUUUAAAUAUUCUGAUGAACUGACAUUAGCUGUUUUCAUUUUAAUGCCCCUGUCUAGGAAAACACUAUGUUAAUUUGAAAUAGGAAAUAAAAAUGUCUAAAACGUU
Molecule: messenger RNA, 1327 nt
Organism: Danio aesculapii
Lineage: Eukaryota; Metazoa; Chordata; Actinopteri; Cypriniformes; Danionidae
Gene: ctsl.1
Product: cathepsin L.1
Exons: 9
Coding region: 110-1114 (334 amino acids)
Biological process (GO): immune response
Cellular component (GO): lysosome
Molecular function (GO): cysteine-type endopeptidase activity
Source: RefSeq, a predicted model, not a curated record